UUGUGACUGCAGAGCAACCGGCCAUGCACCCUGGAUUCCCUGCGGCCCCUGGGCUCUCUGAACCAGGGCCCCGAGAGUUGUGCGCUUUUGUGAGCGGGGCUUCAGCCCACAUCCUGCGAGCCCUGCAGCCCAGGCGUACCCGGCCCCCCAAGCGCAAGCCCAACCACCGGAGGUUUCUACACAACCAGAUCUGCAGGCAGUUUGCCAAGAUUGAAGCCGCCACCCAGCACCUGGCCCUGUCCAUCCUGUCUCAAAAAGGGCCUCCCCAGAGACCACCACCCAGAAGACCACCUCCACCGCCUCCAUCCCCCUUCCUGGGGGUGGCCUGCGCUGAGGCCCCUGUGGAAGUGCCCCACGAUGACGGCCCCAGCCUAAGUCUAGCUGCUCUGGACACCUCGACCCUUGACCUCUUUGAUGACAUUCUGCUCAGUCCUGCAUGCCCCCUGGUGGCUACUGAAGACCUCUGCCAGACACCCCAAGAGGCGCCUGAACUCAUCUCUCCUGCUCCAGGCCCAGGAAACCAGACAGACCCAACCCCAGUGCAGGCUCCAAGGUUCUCCAGACCUCUGCCCCCUCCCCAGAACGCCCACGAGGAAAGUCCAGAGCCUACAGCUCUAGGCUGGGGUUGGGUGGACAGUUGGGAAGCACCUUGUGCCUGGGAUCCUAGAGGAAUUCUGGAUGGCUGGGGGACCCUUUGAAACCUAUUCGAGACACAGGCCUGACCCAAUCUCCCCUCUGGACAGACCUGAGAUGUACGACUCAGCUGGUAGACUGUGUGCCCAAUGUGCAAGCAUCCCAGGGUUCCAGCCCCAGAACCCACAAACCUGUAAAACAAACCAAUCCCAGACACUCACUGGGAACCACCAGGAGCUCUGCUCCUGGGCCCAGGGCCCCUCUGUUCACUCCCUGCCUAUGAAUUUUCCUUUCUCCCUUCCCAGCACAGGUUGCCUCCCCUUCCCUCCCCCACUCUUCUCU
Molecule: messenger RNA, 975 nt
Organism: Microtus ochrogaster (prairie vole)
Lineage: Eukaryota; Metazoa; Chordata; Mammalia; Rodentia; Cricetidae
Gene: C1H19orf85
Product: chromosome 1 C19orf85 homolog
Source: RefSeq, a predicted model, not a curated record